AUGCAUGAAUUAUACAAGACAACUAUAUUAAUUACACCAUGUGGUGGCAUCUCAACGAUAAUACCAUUUUUACCUGAAGGAACACAUGCAAUAGUAACGGAUUUCUAUGUCAAUGAACGAGCAUAUUCGAAGAUUGCGAGAUAUGCGUCGCUAGUAGAAUAUUGUACGAACAGAAAACAACACCAUACAAGUACAGGUAUUCCAUAUCUAUCUCCUAUAAAUCUACUUUCUGUCACAUUAUGGUACUUGAAGCAUUAUCAUACAGAACGUUAUAUAGCAACAGAGUUGAAUUUCGGUCGACCAACAGUGGAGUAUUUUUUAUCGGUGGUAAUAGAUAUUUUAUAUUCCUGUAUUUGUCCAAAAUUGAUUUUAUUACCUGAUGAUAUGAAUGAUGAAGCUACAAUUCAUGGACCUGAACCACACCAUACGUUAAUAGUUGAUUCGACUUGUAUUGCAAUUCAUCAACCUGAAGGUUCUGAACAAUGUGAAACAUAUUACCAUGCAAAAAGUUCGACAAACUAUGUGUUCAAAGUACAAAUAGCUUGCGACUUUCAUCAUCGAAUAGUACACGUAUCCAAAUGUUAUCCAGGUAGUGUACAUGAUAUUACAAUUCUAAGAGAAUCAGGUUUAUUAGAACAUACACAAGAAAAUGUACAAAUUAUUGCUGAUAAAGGAUAUAUUGGGGAACAAUAUGUUGUCACUCCAAAAAAAAACCACGUGGUGCUGAACUAA
Messenger RNA from Rotaria sp. Silwood2, 732 nucleotides. NCBI's taxonomy places the organism in Eukaryota, Metazoa, Rotifera, Eurotatoria, Philodinida, Philodinidae. The record is from the annotation of a GenBank genome assembly.